Messenger RNA from Trichechus manatus latirostris (Florida manatee), 3619 nucleotides. It is a transcript of the gene MCUR1, whose product is annotated as mitochondrial calcium uniporter regulator 1. NCBI's taxonomy places the organism in Eukaryota, Metazoa, Chordata, Mammalia, Sirenia, Trichechidae. The coding region runs from base 2568 to 2939 and encodes 123 amino acids. The transcript has 7 exons. Gene Ontology annotation, cellular component: mitochondrial inner membrane; mitochondrion. Gene Ontology annotation, biological process: calcium import into the mitochondrion; positive regulation of mitochondrial calcium ion concentration. The record is from RefSeq and is a predicted model, not a curated record.
CAUGGACUGCCUGUUUAUGUGAUUGGAUAUUGUCUGUUGUCUCCGAGCCAUCAACCUCAGCCUCUCUGCCGGGUCCCUGCAGCUGGAGCGCAAAAGGAGAGACUUCACCUCUUCCGGGACCAGGAAGUUCUUCUUCGACACCCAUGCCUUAGUGUGCUUACUAGAGGACAAUGGUAAUCUUUGUUACUGGGUGGUUACUCGGUGCCAUAGAAGAACACCAUACAUUUUAACUUCUCUUACGGUUUUACCUAAUUUCUCAUUAUUUCUCUUUGACUUUCCAGCCUACAGGUAAUCUUUUGUUCAGUCACCAAAAAAAUGUUUAAAGCCUUUUUCUUUUAAGGACAUUCUUAUUCACCAGUACAAUUAAGACUUUUCUCACUUGUGUUCUUGCCCAAGUGACGUGUACUUUAUAACAUCACUAUGGAAGGACAGUAGUGUAGAUAAACUCAGGAAUGGUUCCUACGGUAACUGAGUCUGAAACACAAAGGUAGUAGUUUUAUUUUUAUCCAUCUUGUGCGCGUUUAAUAUUUGUAUGAAGUUGAAAUGUUGCUGAGCAGCAUCUGUUGAUAAUUUCAACUUAGUGUCUUUUUUGUUUCGUUUUCUUUUUAAUCCUCAGGCUAACAUUUUCCCUUACUGCUGUUGAGUCGAUUAAUGUGCAAGAUUGCUCUUCAUUGAAAGUGCAGGUAGUGUUUAGGUACCAUUCUCAUAUUAAUCUUAUCUAAUCAAAUACACCACUUAUAAUUCUCUGUUCUGUGACGCUUGUAUUCUCCAAGUUGGAAUUUUAAGGUUAUGUUAGCUUGGUACUUGAAAUAAAUGACCAAAACCAAACCCGUUGGGGUCAAGUCUUUUCUGACUCCUGACGACCCUGUGUGCUACAGAGUAAAACUGCUCUGUAGCGUUUUCUUGGGUGUAAUCUUUACAGCAGGAGAUCACCAGGCCUUUCUUCUGUGGUGCCUCUGGAUGGGUUCAAACCACCAACCUUUGGGUUAGUUGUCAAGCACAAACUGUGCCACCCAGGCACCUUUUGAAGUAACCACAUCUGUGUUUUUACUUCAUCGCAUACCUAUUUAUCCAGCUGUGCAUAUUCAUAUCUGGAAAGCUACCCUCUAUAGGUGCCCCAAGACAGGAUGAUGGAAUGAAAUGUUCUGUGUUUAUCCGGGGGAGUUAGAAGCUCUGGGCUCAAGCCCUCCUCUGCCAAGUUCUAGCUACAUAGCUGGACCCUUCUCGGCUUCCAUUUCCUCGUCUGUAGGAUGGUCAUAAUAGAAACUCCUAAGAUCCUUUUGAGAUUAAGAAAAAACUCUUUUGAAGAAUUGUCAGAUGCUAUAUAUAUUUUUUACAACUUACCAAACUUGAUACGGUUGGCCUUUUUCGCCAAAACUUCUUUUAAGUAAAAAUUUAAAAAGGAAAAGUAGAAGUGGGAAAGGGAAUAUCUGAAAUUACCUUGAUAAGCAGAACUCUUCCUUCUUUUCUUCAUUUUAAAUCUUGACCAGUGGAAAUUUGUGUAUUUUGAAACAGUGAUUUGAGGACCCCCCUGAAAUGGGUGGGGCGAAGGUACUUCCAGCUACCCAUCCUGGCCUGAUGGAUGAGUGAGGGGAUGUCUGAGAUGACUGGGUUGGGAUAGGCUAAGAAGGACUCUUUCGGGCAUAUUCCAUCCUGUACCCUUUUUUUCUCCAGAGCUGUGUCUCCUGAUUAAAGUAACUUCUGUAUGUCUGUGACCCAGCUAACCCUUCGUCAGCCAGAUCAUUGUUUCAUUGUCUCAUUCUGACAAAAAACAAAUUUGUAUCUGGCAGCUCCUUAGGUAUUCAGGUUUCACUUUUGCUUUUUCUCAUCCCUUUGCUCCUCCAUCCGUAACCACUGGUGGUUAUAAGGCUUUGGAGAAUCUGUUCUAUAAUCAGCAUAAGCUCCCUUUCUGUGUCUAUAUUUCUUUUCCUCUUGCUUGCCAAGUCUAAUGUCUAGCCAUGAACUAUUAAUAAAGUUUAAAAAAUUACAAAAGACGUGUUCAUUUUACAAAAAUUAGGAAGAUAGAAGAGCAACAGGAAAAAUACCUAUAGUCCCCGUAUUCCAGAGGUGAACAGUGUUAACAUUUUGGUGGGUCCCCUUUUGGGUAGUUUUUCUAGAUGCGUGUGACACACAUGUUGAAAAAUAAAAGAUUCUUAAUAAAGUGAUUAGACUGGGUCUUUGGAGGGUUUUUUUUUUCCCCCUCUCCUUUAAAUCUGUAUGUGUGUGUGUUUUAAUUACAGUCCCAUGCUUAAGUUCAUCCAAACAAGUUAUAUUGAUUACAAUCUUAUCCAAACAAAUGUACCAUUAAUUAAUUAUAAGAAUCAAUAGAUUCUUCUUGAAGUUCUUAUAGGUGGAAGUAUUUAAUGGAAAGAAUUGCUUUCCAGGCACUUGGUUUAAGCGUUUUCUUAAUGUUGCCAAUGUGAAGCGUAAGCCAGUAUCUGAAAUUACUAAAAACUGUAAUGCUGAUGAGUUGAAUCUUUAUAUAAUUCAGUUCAACUUUAUUUAUUGAGUAUGAAAGAAUACAUUUUUCCAGUCUGGACUCCUCAAACAAGUGACUAAAGAGAACUAUGGAAAAAAAUGGAAAAAACAGAUUCUGUUUUUUAACAUUAGGGUUUACUACUCAACAAGCAGAAAUCAUUGUCUCCGCGCUGGUCAAGAUCACAGAGGCCAACUUGGAUAUCGUCUACAAAGACAUGGUCAACAAGAUGCAGCAGGAGAUCACCCUUCAGCAAAUAAUGUCUCAGAUUGCUAAUGUGAAAAAGGAUAUGAUUAUUUUGGAGAAGAGUGGAUUUUCAGCCCUCAGAGCAGAAAACGAGAAAAUAAAGCUUGAACUACUUCAGUUAAAACAGCAAGUAAUGGAUGAAAUGAUGAAAGUCCGAACAGAUACCAAACUAAACUUCAAUCUCGAAAAGAGCAGAGUAAAAGAAUUGAGGCGCUAAAUUAGCAGUGAGGAUUCCCGGCAACCCAGUGGUUAAACAUGGGGUUGCUAACCGGAAGAUUGGUUCUGUGGGAGAAAGGCCUGGCGAUCUGCUCCUGUAAAGAUUACAGCGAAGAAAACCCUAUGGGGCAGUUCUACUGUGUCACAUGGGUUGUUAGGAGUCACGGUCAACUCAGCAGCACCUAACAACAACACAUCCUUAGCGUGUUAUCUAGGUGUUCAUAAGAAAUUAAACUCGGUCUAUUUAAUACCGAAUUCAGUGCUCCUGAUUUUACAAAAAUUAAAUUGAUCGCCUCAGACUUUAUUUAUUAAUUUAUAGCAAUUAACUAUAUUAUUACAUAUAAUUAUAAUGUAUUAUUCUGCAGCUAGCAUGUAUUUCACAUGAAGAUGAGUUAUUUGGCCCUUUUGUUCCCUUGGUUCACAGCGUUCUUUAAAGUUGUUUAAAUUAACUGUGGUGAUAUUAUAUUUACAGUCAGUUUCAAGAGCAGUAUGGUUUUGGGGUGCCACAUAGCUAUCUUUUAAAGAUCCUACCAGUGUCAGAAUUUAGGCUUUUCUCUUGUGGAUCAUUGCAAUAUUGAGUGAGUGAAGUCUGGAGUUUAAAGGUGGCCAGGAAAACCAGCUCGGCCCUGCCCUCUGGUGGUGAUCUGACCCAUAGCACUCGCUUCUGAAACCCUAACGUUG